Molecule: messenger RNA, 1968 nt
Organism: Plenodomus lingam JN3
Lineage: Eukaryota; Fungi; Ascomycota; Dothideomycetes; Pleosporales; Leptosphaeriaceae
Source: RefSeq, a predicted model, not a curated record
AUGUGGCUUGAGGCCGCGCAACUUCCGCCCCCAAUCAGGUGGCCGGACCUAGUCUUGGCAAAAAUCCAAGUGGCUGGCCUAGCGAACGUUCCCUGGCCCUCGAUUCCUUCCGCAACAACGUCGAGACUACGAACGGCUCCGUCCAGUGCCCGAAUUGUGCAUGGCAGUGAGUUGGCAGAAGCAGUCGAUCAUGGCCAACUUGCAGACGACCAGGGUCACUCUUCAAGGCCUUACCAACCGAUUCGGGUAUGCAGGUCGUUGCUCUACAACAACAAAAGAUUCAACUCUGCAUUUAGGCCUUCUUUCAGUCCCCGCGCCACGGGAAAAUCAUGGCUGAGGACGGGGUCCGAGACGUGUAUGGACUAUUUGGCUCAUGACAUUCGUCUUGUCUUGGUGCCUAACCUUCGGUGCCUUCCGUACUUCUUGUACCUGGCUCCAUAUGUGCCGACCCAAGAGCAGGGACGCGAGUCAUUGUACACUGCUCCAAUCAUAGACUUCGCCUUUCCUGGAGUCCCCAUCGGUUCCUAUAGCCGGCCACAUUGGAAGAGACGAUCUAUCUUGCACUCUCUCCCAGAGCAGCGUACCUUACAAAUCCUCUCCCUUCCGGCCUCUUUCUACGAGCCAACGGAUCUCCUAUUAUCUCAGAUUCAUUUGUUUGCUGGCGUAGCCAUCAUCACCGACCGCUAUUACGGCAGAGACAUCUCCUCGUGGUGCGAAUCCGUGAUCCACUUUCGAUCUCGUCCUAUUCUUGUCUAUCAUGGGUGGACUGCAUGUUCCAAAGAAAUAUAUCAUAAACUGGCAUUUUCUCUGGCACUGACAGACUUCCCAAGCUACCUCGAGGGGACUGAUCUUGUUCAUCGAUCAUUUGGUACUACCAGGAAACCUGGUAAACUACGCGUCGUCCCGCCCGCAACGCCCUACUAUCGCCCGUCUCUGAAGUCAGGCACAAGCCGUAAAGAAGAAGCUAUACGCCCGAAACAGGAACCUUCCUCGCCCGUCAUGUCCGGAUAUGGGUACUCACAGUCUGAUCAGACCGGGUACAACUACGCGCCUGCGUAUCAAGCCGGUGUACCGCAGUACACGCAAACCCAAGUCAAUCAAUACUAUGCACAGUAUCAAUGCUAUCCUCCACAACCAUAUCAUAUCAUCCCUGAUUACUAUGUUCAAGCUCCUGUGGUCGCGCAGCCCACUUUCCAACAGCCAUUAACUGGAUCUGGAUAUGAUGCUCGCUGGCAAGUUCAGGCAGACAGCAACGAGCUGAAUACACCUCAGGGUCCUACCAGGAGCAAUAGCCGUACACGAACUUGGACCUGUGAUAUUCCCUCGUGCACCUCCUCCGCAAACUUUACCCGUCUCGCCGACCUACAGCGCCAUCAAUCGACCGUGCAUGGCGUUGGAACUCCAGAUUACCCGUGCACUGUUCCAAGAUGCAAUCGUGUUGGUGACAAAGGCUUCACGCGAAGGGAUCACCUAGUCGAGCAUCUUCGCAACUUCCAUCACAUGGACAUUCCCAAGAGGCGGCCUGGAGAACGAUCUGCAUUCCCAUUGGGGUGGCCGGAGGGUGGCGUGAGUCAGGGCUCGAGUAGUGGCCAGGUUGGUGGAGGUGAGCAUGUACGCGGGACAAGUAGACUUGGCAGGUCUGGCCGGGUCACUAAACCUUCAAGGCGAGGUGGUAGGGGCGGUGGGCGAAGUAGGGGAGCGAGUAGAAUCGCAGGGGUCGCACGUGGAAGUGUUGGAUUCCUCACCGAGGUACAGGAUCAGAAUCCAGAUAUUGGGUCAGCGGAGGAGCCGGAGUUGGCGCGGACUUCGAAUUCCGCAGACAAGGCUGAGGUUGCGGGUGCCCAAGGUCAUGUUACUCUGGACGACUUACUGGCUCUCGGGGAUUAUCCAGUCCAACCCCGAGGGCAUGCGGACACUGGCGACAUCAUUACCAACAAUGAGCGUUUUUGCCCAUGGGAUAUCACAUAG